CAUAAAUGAAGAUAUGGAUAAACGUGUACAUGUCUAAGUGUAUAGGAUUGAUAGCCAUAAUACUUAGUUUUUGUUGGAUAGUUGAACAGAACUCUUUGCAGUCUCCCUGGAUGAAAUCCCAUUUAUAUGUUCUAUUUGUGUACCUUGAACAACUAUUUAUAGGGGGACAAUAUGUAUACAUCAGCUAGUGAUUUAUCACUAUUUCUUUUCUUUGAAAAUAUGUACUAUUUCUGCUUGUUUUCUAUUUUGUUUUGUUUUUCUUUAAAUAAAAAAAAUGCAUGGUUGUAGGAAUGAGAAAACAGAGCACAGAUGGGUAAAAACAUUUGCAAAUCUGAUCAGAGCAUGUAUAUCCAAAAGACACAGCAGCAGAGACCAGCAGGUGACUGUGUCAGGUCCUGGCAUGCAGCAACACCUGAUGUCAUCUGGUUUCAUCAGGACUACUAGCUGAGUUGCAUGUUGCCAGUUCGGCAUUUCAUGUGAACUGAGCAAAAGAACCCUCGGCUGACUGACAACACUCCACCAAGGGUAGACUGGGGGUCGCUCCACCACCAGUUCCCAGGAGGUCAACCUCAGCAGCUGCGUCUGCUUCUCCUGAAGAACCUAAGAGCCUUCGCCCGACUUUGGUUGAUUUUUGGGCUCCUCCUUGUUUUUCCUCCUCUGCUUCCGCUGGGAUCAGAUUUCUGUUUUGCAGGAAGCUUUCAGGGUUUUAUCUUUGCAGUCAGACGGGCACCAGCUUCCAUUCAGUUUGUCCAAGACGUGGCUAAAUUUUCCAGUCCCAAGAUCAACAUUUCCCUAGGACUCUGGGGAGCCUUGGUCUCACCCCAGUGGCUCCCUGGUCUGCAGAGCCUGUCUUCCUGGGGACUGUCUCACCAACUUUAUGCCACAUCCACUGAGGCACAUGGGUCUGGUGCCACCUCCUGAUCCACUAUCCCCCUUGGUGCUGCUCUGUCACUUCCCACAUGCUUCACAGCAGCUCUGUAGCCAGACAGUCUGGGCUCUGUCCCCUCACCUCCUGGGCAGCAAGUGCAGCCUGACAGGUCCUCCGUCCCCAAGACAUCUGCCUGGAGGACCAAGCACAGAUCAUCACCCAACCCUCGGCCAGCACCUCGAAUCCACAGACUGAGCGGAUCUUUGCAUAAAACACAGUGAACAAGGCACCAGGAUGCGGCUCAAAACACCAACAAGGAAAGGGACAACAAGAAGAGGAUGGCAACAAGGACAAGUACAGAAACAAGGAAAGGGACAGAAACAAGGAAAGGGACAGAAACAAGGAAAGGAAAGGCUACUGGAGCCUCAAGCAGGAAUAACACAACCUGGCCUGAUAUAAAAGCCUGGAACCCAGAGUACCUCACAAACACACACUCACACUCACUCACUCACACUCGUCCUCCAGCCCAAACCAGCCUUGGCCACCUCCACCAUGUCCCUCUGCUCCAGCGCUUGCACCAAGCCCUCGCAGCUAGACAACUGCCCAGACAGCUGCUGCGAGCCACCCUGCUGCACCUCCAGCUGCUGCCAGCCCACCUGCUGUGCCCCAGCCCCCUGCCUGAGCCUGGUCUGCACCCCAUGCUGCCAGUCAGGCUGCACCAGCUCCUGCACGCCCACGUGCUGCCAGCAGUCGAGCUGCCAGCCGGCCUGCUGCUCCUCCUCCUGCCAGCCGGCCUGCUGCUACUCUUGCCAGCUGUCCUGCUGCACACCUGCCUGCUGCACACCUGUCUGCUGCACACCUGCCUGCUGCACACCCGUGUGCUGUACACCUGCCUGCUGCACACCUGUGUGUUGCACACCUGUGUGCUGUAAGCCUGUGUGCUGCACACCCGUCUGCUCCGGUGCCUCUUCCUCCUGCUGCCAGCCUGCCUGCUGCUCCUGCUCCCCCUGCCAGCCGGCCUGCUGCGUGCCCAGCUGCUGCACGCCCUCCUGCUCCUCCGUGUCCCUGCUCUGCCGCCCUGUGUGCAGACCCGCCUGCUGCCUGCCCUCCUCCUCCUGCUGCACCUCGUCCUGCCAGCCCAGCUGCUGCUGCCCAUCCUCCAGCGUGUCCCUACUCUGCCGUCCUUCCUGCCCCCGCCCCGCCUGCUGUGGCCUCUCCUUGGGCCAGAAGUCCUGCUGCUGACUAGCCUGGUCCAUCUUGGUGGGCAGACUGAGCUCCAACCUCAGGGCUCCCUCUGCUGGCCACAUGACCACCUUCAGGAUUGCUCCACCUCACACCUUACAGCCAGGGAUUUCCUGUCACCUCCAGGAUGGGCCAGUGAGCAGGAUGUGACCUUCCCUGGUUGCUCCCUCCUGAGCUGUGGCAUUUUCGCUCAGCCCUCCCAGCCUUCCUCUGCUGCCUCAGCGGUGUCCUCCUUCCCUACAAGUUUCUUGCAUUGCAGUUAAUAAACUGCCUCUCUCCCA
Molecule: messenger RNA, 2391 nt
Organism: Cavia porcellus (domestic guinea pig)
Lineage: Eukaryota; Metazoa; Chordata; Mammalia; Rodentia; Caviidae
Product: keratin-associated protein 10-9-like
Exons: 1
Coding region: 1421-2110 (229 amino acids)
Cellular component (GO): keratin filament
Source: RefSeq, a predicted model, not a curated record